This is a messenger RNA of Ectocarpus sp. CCAP 1310/34, 1116 nucleotides long. The record is from the annotation of a GenBank genome assembly. NCBI's taxonomy places the organism in Eukaryota, Phaeophyceae, Ectocarpales, Ectocarpaceae.
AUGAUAUGGAAAGGCACGCCUGAUCGCACCUUCACCGCGACGCAGUUCAUCGCCACUGUGCUAUGCUCCUUUACUACGCUGCUGUUGGCGGUUCCCGCGGGUUCGAGGAGGUUUGCAAGGCGCAUGGGGAUCGUUAUGAAGGUGCUGCUAGCGUGCUCUGUUUUCUUCCAACUGGUGGCGGCCUGCCUGGCGGCGAGUGUCUAUGUUCACCUGAAGAUCCACAUUCCAUACCACGACGGUAGGACAUCUGUGCGUGUCGCCUCACCAACUCCAACCGCAUACACAGGUAGCGGCUUUCCUGCGAUGCUACUGGGGCCGACAUUCGCCCUCGCUUGGGGGUCAACCUUGAUAGCUCUCGUGGAGAUUUCCCUCUUGCGUAUCUCCCAUCCGGAAUCGAGAGGAACCGGGCCUCAUCAAGAACCACCUUUCCAUCUUCGCAACAUCUAUAAUCGGAACCAUCCGAAGAGCCGGUUUUGGGUGUUGUUCGGGAUCGGCUCCCUUAUCGUGGCCUUCGACGUGACGACUCUGGUGAACUACGUUGACGCUUCGGGCCUUACGAGUGAGUGCGGAAUUGUUCGAGGGAGUGCGAAGACCGGACAAGUCUUACCCGGAUGCCACACGAGAUGGAAGGCGACUUUGUCGAUGGCCACGGUCGCGGGAGACUCUCUUGCGAGUCUAGUGUACAAGGCGGUUGAGGCCGAUGCAAUCAUCAACGCCUAUCAUGUGGCCAGUGGGCACGGUUACGGGGGGGUUAACGUGACAUGUAACCCCUAGGCGUUGUGCAACCUGCGUAACCCGGUCGGGCGCACCUUUACCAACCUCCAAGGUUAGGCAGGGUUCCGAAACCCCGGUCCAAACCCACGUUAAGGGAAAAUUGUAUCCGUGCUUGGUUGCAGGCGAUGUUGUCCAAGCCCGAGAAUGUCCAUGCCUUGCCGCGAAAACUAUGUACCAGCCGGUGUCCACAGAGUACACGACACACCGAUUUAUCGGACAUUCGCGGCAUAUAUAAAAAAAAAAAACUUCAAGAGCGCCGGCAUUUGUAAGACCGAUUUUUUAAAAGUUGAUUACCGCUGGACACGCAAAAAUAAAAACACUACACCCCCCCAAUCUCCGCAC